AUGAACGCUACACACACCAGACUUGAUAGUACUAGCACCACACCCCACACCGGACUUGACAGUACUAGCACCACACCCCACACCAGACUUGACAGUACUAGCACCACACCCCACACCGGACUUGACAGUACUAGCACCACACCCCACACCGGACUUGACAGUACUGGCACCACACCCCACACCGGACUUGACAGUACUGGCACAACACCCCACACCGGACUUGACAGUACUAGCACCACACCCCACACCAGACUUGACAGUACUGACACCACACCCCAUACCAGACUUGACAGUACUAGCACCACACCCCACACCAGACUUGACAGUACUAGCACCACACCCCACACCAGACUUGACAGUACUAGCACCACACCCCACACCAGAUUUGACAGUACUAGCACCACACCCCACACCAGACUUGACAGUGCUAGCACCACACCCCACACCGGACUUGACAGUACUAGCACCACACCCCACACCGGACUUGACAGUGCUAGCACCACACCCCACACCGGACUUGACAGUACUAGCACCACACCCCUCACCAGACUUGACAGUACUAGCACCACACCCCACACCGGACUUGACAGUACUAGCACCACACCCCUCACCAGACUUGACAGUACUAUAGCACCACACCCCACACCAGACUUGACAGUACUAGCACCACACCCCCACACCAGACUUGACAGUACUGGCACCACACCCCACACCGGACUUGACAGUACUGGCACCACACCCCACACCGGACUUGACAGUACUAGCACCACACCCCACACCGGACUUGACAGUACUAGCACCACACCCCACACCGGACUUGACAGUACUAGCACCACACCCCUCACCAGACUUGACAGUACUAUAGCACCACACCCCACACCAGACUUGACAGUACUAGCACCACACCCCCACACCAGACUUGACAGUACUGGCACCACACCCCACACCGGACUUGACAGUACUGGCACCACACCCCACACCAGACUUGACAGUACUAGCACCACACCCCACACCAGACUUGACAGUACUAGCACCACACCCCACACCGGACUUGACAGUACUAGCGCCACACCCCACACCGGACUUGACAAAAUUGAAUUCAUUGGUAACAAAUGUCAACGUUCUGUAAUUUCAUACAAAAAUAGUAAGGAAAGAGAAAUUACAGUCUUCCGGAAUGGCAUUUCAAGGAACCACUACAGAAUUAAUUGUAUAUUCAGCAAGGUCGAUACCAAAGGCAAAAUUCUGAGGCUGUUCGUCACGGGUCGCGCCAAUGGGUCGAAGUUGCAGGCUGGAAAACUUGCUGGACGUUGUAAGUUUGCUGGACGUCGUAAGUUUGGUGGACGUUGUAAGUUUGGUGGACGUUGUAAGUUUGGUGGACGUUGUAAGUUUGGUGGACGUUGUAAGUUUGCUGGACGUUGUAAGUUUGCUGGACGUUGUAAGUUUGCUGGACGUUGUAAGUUUGUUGGACGUUGUAAGUUUGGUGGACGUUGUAAGUUUGGUGGCCGUUGUAAGUUUGCUGGACGUUGUAAGUUUGCUGGACGUUGUAAGUUUGCUGGACGUUGUAAGUUUGCUGGACGUUGUAAGUUUGCUGGACGUUGUAAGUUUGGUGGACGUCGUAAGUUUGCUGGACGUUGUAAGUUUGCUGGACGUCGUAAGUUUGGUGGACGUCGUAAGUUUGCUGGACGUUGUAAGUUUGCUGGACGUUGUAAGUUUGCUAGCCGGUGCAUAUUUACUGACUUCGAGGGCGCCGUUCUCCUAGUGGCUUCCGUUCCGUUAUGGAACGUGUGA
Molecule: messenger RNA, 1788 nt
Organism: Procambarus clarkii (red swamp crayfish)
Lineage: Eukaryota; Metazoa; Arthropoda; Malacostraca; Decapoda; Cambaridae
Source: RefSeq, a predicted model, not a curated record